Hydra vulgaris (swiftwater hydra) is the source of this 1877-nucleotide messenger RNA. RefSeq names its product digestive cysteine proteinase 1. Gene Ontology annotation, molecular function: cysteine-type endopeptidase activity; cysteine-type endopeptidase activator activity involved in apoptotic process. Gene Ontology annotation, biological process: immune response; positive regulation of apoptotic signaling pathway; positive regulation of peptidase activity. The record is from RefSeq and is a predicted model, not a curated record. Gene Ontology annotation, cellular component: lysosome. NCBI's taxonomy places the organism in Eukaryota, Metazoa, Cnidaria, Hydrozoa, Anthoathecata, Hydridae.
AAACAAUGUUUAACGCAGUUAUAAAUUUUUUCAAGAUGAUGUUAUUAAGUUUUCAGCUUGCUUUGUGCAUAAGUCUCCUUGGAUUGUGUUCUGGUCAUAGAUAUUUAAAGUUUGAACGCAAAUCUUCAACACCUCAAAAGCCGGAAUGGCCGAGUCGCUAUCGAGUGGAUGGUAUUUUGAGUUUACCAUACGCUGAACUUAACGAGCCUUUCGUUGGUUGGUUUGAUGCUGAAGCAAAAAAAAGUCGAAUUGAUUAUUAUGAAGGCAUUUCAAAAACUAUUCAACGUGGAGAUAAAGGUGAAUUUGGAGCACAUUUCUUAGUUGCUCCAAUGUCAAAUGAAGUUCAGCUAAAUCAAAUAAACUGUUUUGAACUUAGUGGCACAAGUGAAGAGCCAGCUUUACCACAAUCACUAUUACCUGACAUGGAAAAUUUUACUUAUACUGGUGAAAAAGCUUUUAUGGAUUUUAAAGUGGACAUAUGGCAGUAUAAAUAUGGCGAUGACAACAAGUACAAUGUUUAUACACUUUAUGUAAAGAAAGAUUCAAGCAUACCUGUUUAUUAUGAAAUGAUUGGUUAUGAUUCUUUGCUUGGAUCUCAUUAUGAUGAAUAUAAAAUCAGAUAUUUUAAUUUGAAUACAGAUUACCUGGAUGAUGUUUUUGAUGAGCCAACGAAAGGCAUGGAGUGUCAUGGUUUUCCUGGACCUGGUUAUGAAGCUCAAGUAGUAUCCAAUCCAAUGAGAGAAUUCAUAUUCCCUGAAGAUCAAUCCCAUCUCCCUUCUAUGUAUAAAGAGUUUAUUAAGAAAUAUGAAAAAGAACAUGAAGAGUCAAGAAAACAUACAUUUAAACAUAACCUCAGGUAUAUAAAUUCAAUGAAUCGCAAAAAGCUAACUUUUAAGCUAAAAGUUAAUCAUCUUGCAGACCAUUCUCCUGAUGAAUUAAGAAAAUUACGUGGAAGACGCACUUCAAAGAAAUCUGAAAAAAACGUUUCAAAUGCUAAACCUUUUAUAAAAACUAUGAAAGUUUCAGAUCUUCCAACUGAUAUUAAUUGGAGAUUAUUCGGUGCUGUCACCCCUGUUAAAGAUCAAGCUGUCUGUGGAUCUUGUUGGAGUUUUGGAACUACUGGUGCUAUUGAGGGAGCUCUUUUUUUGAAGACUGGUCGUUUAGUUCGUCUUUCUGAACAAAAUUUGAUGGAUUGCUCUUGGGGUUUUGGUAAUAAUGGUUGUGAUGGUGGUGAAGAAUUUCGUGCUUAUGAAUAUAUCAUGAAACAUGGAGGUAUUGCUACUGAUGACAGUUAUGGAAAUUACUUAGGAAUUGAUGGAUAUUGCCAUCAAAAAUCUUCAGUUAUUGGAGCUAAAAUUGCUAGUUAUGUUAAUGUGACAUCAGGUGAUAUGGAUGCCCUAAAAAUGGCAAUCGUCCAACAUGGGCCAAUUGCAGUAGGAAUUGAUGCUGCCCAUUUAGCUUUUGUAUUUUACUCUCAUGGUGUUUAUUAUAACCCAGAAUGUGGAAACAAACCUGAAAACUUAGAUCAUGCAGUUCUUGCCGUUGGCUAUGGUGUACAGAAUGGUGAGCCGUAUACUCUUGUUAAAAAUUCUUGGUCAACACAUUGGGGUAACGAUGGAUACGUACUGAUGUCACAACGUGAUAACAACUGUGGUGUUGCUACAGAUGCAACAUUUGUUAACUUGGCAUAAAGAAACAUGAUUUAUCUUGAUACACUUUUAUAUAUAUAUUGAUAUAGUUUUAUAUGUAGAUUUUAUUUUUAUAUAGAUUUUUACUCAAACACUCUGUUAUGAUAAAAGGAGUUUUUAAUAUUCAGAUAUGUUUUUAUGUAAUAAAGUUAUUAUUUUAAAAUUUUUGUUUAAUAUUAUUUUUUUUUA